CGAGGGAUGUGAACGAAGCGCCGACACGAGGGAGCAGACGACGCCGGCUUGAAGAGAGAGUAAUGCUGUUUGCAAGUUUUGCUGCUCGAAAAUCAACGAAUUUCUCCCAUGUUUAGUACAAAGGUUUCUAAGAUUAUCGUUGGAUGGGUCAGUGUCAUAACCUUGGGUGUUGGUGGAUUUAUACUCACCAAAUCAGUUGUUGAUGCUCAGCGGAGAGAGGCUAUGAAAAUUCGAGAUCGCAUGAGAAACGCAAACACUGGAGAGUACGAAGCCAAGAGAAGUUUCACAGGAUAAAGAAACGGCGACUUCUAUCAGUGAAAUCCAUCGGAUAGUUUUCCUGCUACACAGCUCUCUGAUAUAAGGCUGAAAAGCAAAGCCAAAGUUUUGUUUAUCUGCGACUAACAAAAACUUAAAAAAUGGCUGGUCUACCGGCUCUGAAUGAUGACCAGAUGAAGCUGGUCCAAGACCUGGAGAUAGAAAUGAUGUCUGACAUGUACACGAGAAUGACAAACUCGUGUCAUAAAAAAUGCAUUCCAACGAAGUACAAGGAUUCUGAAAUAGCAAAGGGAGAAGCUGUGUGUAUUGACAGAUGCGUGGCAAAAUACUGGGAAAUCCACGAACGAGUGGGUAAAAAGCUCCAGAACAUGUCAACUCAAGACGAAGAGGCUUUGAAAAAGAUGGCGGCACAACAGGGUCUUGUAAAAUAACAUUUCUAAAUAGUAUAAACUGAAUUUUGUAUAGUGUUGCAGUCAAGUUAAAUCAGGGCAUUUAUAAUAGGUUAAAAAUUUAAAACAUUGUGAUCAUUAUUAUUAUUUUUUUUAUACAUUUUGAUCAAUAUUUGUAUUCAUAACUUGUCUUUUGUUUUAUAAAUGCAUUAGAACAAAAAUUAACUUGGUUUAUAUCCAUAGAUGUAGUGUACAGUACAGUGUUUAAAAUUAUCUGAAAUAAGAUUGGUUUAAAGCUGGGGAGCAAUUUUAAUAAAAGAGGUAAUGGACACUUAAAAGCCUUUGUAAAUAAAGCUUUAUAGACAUGAUUUAUUGUAUUAAUUGAUCUGAAUACAUGUUUAUUUUCUUGCAUAGAAGUGCUGAGAAUAAUCAAAGGAUGCUGUACUUGAUAGCUGGUGGUUAUUGCAGCUUCCAGCUUUGUACUGAUGUCAAAAUAGUUUUUCAUGGAACUAUAUAAAACUUAAUAAUGAAAAGGAUUUAAAAAGCAGUAUGUUCCACCAGUAUUUGGCAAGGUGAGGAAAAUGUAGAGUAAUAAAAGAUGGUUUUGGA
Molecule: messenger RNA, 1274 nt
Organism: Penaeus vannamei (Pacific white shrimp)
Lineage: Eukaryota; Metazoa; Arthropoda; Malacostraca; Decapoda; Penaeidae
Source: RefSeq, a predicted model, not a curated record